Molecule: messenger RNA, 1682 nt
Organism: Dermacentor silvarum
Lineage: Eukaryota; Metazoa; Arthropoda; Arachnida; Ixodida; Ixodidae
Product: zinc finger protein 3 homolog
Exons: 8
Coding region: 201-1682 (493 amino acids)
Cellular component (GO): nucleus
Source: RefSeq, a predicted model, not a curated record
CGUUUGUUCUGUUUUGUUCGGAAACCGACGGCGUACUCGAAGAAUACGCUUUGCUGGUCGCUGAGAGGGCAAGCGAUUCUCGACGUACAGCAAUGACGGAAAGAUGACAAGAGCCUUCAGCGCUGAGCCAUGAGACAUGGAAGACGUCCUUCAAGUGUCGUGCCGCGGAUAUUUAACCUGCCGUAGAGGACUCCGUCGCCAUGGAAACGUGCGUGCUCAUUCCGCCGGAGUUCAGCCUGGUUCUGAGUACCGCGGAGGACUCUUCGAAGCACGACAGCGACUUGGACGAGGACGACGCCACGUCCAAGACCCACCCGUACGACAUGAAAGUGCGGCUGUGGGCCAACCAGGCCAUUCCUGCCGGCAAGGUCUUCUCUCCCGCCGAAGGGUCGGUGCGCCUCGAUCGACUGGAAGUGUACAGCCUUCUGGACGACAAUGACGUUCGCCACUCGCUGGGCUGCUACGACGAGAUCCGCGAGGUGGAGGAGCGCCAGGUGCGCCACUGCAACUGGGUGCGCUUCGUGCGGCUCGCCAAGCGCCUGUCGCCGCGAGUCAACCUGGUGGCCAGCCGCGCGUCCCCGCAGCAGAGGCAGGCUCCCGUGCUCUACCGCGUCCUGAGGCCCGUGCAGCCGAACACCGAGCUGGUGGCCUUCUUCAACGACAGCGCCGAAGAGGUGCUCGGCAUCACCACCUCGACGCCCAAGACGGCCGUUGGACUGGAACGCCGGCUCUUUCAGAGAACCCUGCAAGACUUCCCACUGGACCUGUCCCAGAACCUGCUGUCGCCGUCAGCGUCGACUUCGGCGUCAUCAGCGUCCCCCAGCUCGUGUCGCGCGUCGUCGUCGACGUCGUCGUCGUCUUCAGGACUUCUCCGGACGCCCGUCUCCAUCACCUCGACGUCGGCCUGCUCUUCUUCUUCGUCGCCGUCCACCUCGGAGGCCAACAACGAGAACAUUCAGCCGAACCAGGCGAGGAAAAGCAGGGAGAAGAAGCGGCGGCAGAAGUGCAUGCUCAGCUGCGAGUUCUGCACCAAGACCUUCGACCGGCCUUCCCUGCUCAGGCGACACAUGCGCACGCAUACGGGCGAGAAGCCGCACGCGUGCGACGUGUGCGGCAAGGCGUUCAGCACGUCCAGCUCCCUCAACACGCACCGCCGCAUCCACUCGGGCGAGAAGCCUCACCAGUGCCCCGUGUGCGGAAAGCGGUUCACGGCCUCGUCGAACCUGUACUACCACCGCAUGACGCACUCCAAGGAGAAGCCGCACAAGUGUCCCGUGUGUGCCAAGUCGUUCCCGACUCCGGGCGACCUGAAGACGCACGCGUACGUACACAGCGGGUCGUGGCCCUUCCGGUGCCACCUCUGCGACCGCGGGUUCAGCAAGCACACGAACCUCAGGAACCACCUGUUCCUGCACACCGGAGAUCGACCGCACACCUGCGACGUCUGCCACAAGACAUUUGCCCUGGCCUGCAACCUGCGUGCGCACAUGAAGACGCAUCAAGAAGGCUGCCCCCACGUGCAGUGUCAGCGCUGCCGCGCUGAGUUCCCGGUGUCCAGCCGCCUGGUGGUGAACGGACUGUGCCAGCAGUGCACGCACCAGCCCACGCUGCUGCCGCCGCCACCGCCGCUGACGGUGGCGCACCAGCAGGACUUCUCGAUCCGCAGGCUCGUCAGCCCCUAG